Molecule: messenger RNA, 1200 nt
Organism: Poecile atricapillus (Black-capped chickadee)
Lineage: Eukaryota; Metazoa; Chordata; Aves; Passeriformes; Paridae
Product: probable G-protein coupled receptor No9
Exons: 4
Coding region: 1-1200 (399 amino acids)
Biological process (GO): adenylate cyclase-activating adrenergic receptor signaling pathway
Cellular component (GO): membrane
Molecular function (GO): G protein-coupled receptor activity
Source: RefSeq, a predicted model, not a curated record
AUGCUAAAAGUUUGCUGGUCCAGAGGGGAAGCGGGACAAUUUCAUGAUUCAGAAAUCAUUGAAACCAUCUUAAGAGAUUUUAACAGUGGGAAGAUGCUGAUGGACAGGAAUGAAACCUGGCUCUCUAAUUUCUCCUCUGCUGCCUCCUCCUUUGCAAGGGGAGGGGUUGGGCUCCAGGAGGUGCUCACUGGGCUGGUCCUCACCCUCAUCGACGUGGUGACACUCCUGGGAAACACGGUGGUGUUCCUCUGCCCGGUGGUGGAGAAGCGGCUGCGCACUGUCACCUACAUGUUCAUCAUGUCCUUGGCCAUGGCAGAUUUCCUCGUGGCCUGUCUGGUGAUGCCCUUCAGCAUCAUUUACGAGGUGACUGGGAUGUGGCUGUUUGGGAAGCUGUUCUGCAAGGUCUGGAUCUCCUUCGAUGUCAUGUUCUGCACGGCAUCCAUCGUCACGCUGUGCUUCAUCAGCCUGGACAGGUACUGCUCCGUGGUCACCCCCUACCACUACUCCAGAAGGAUGUCCCGUGGCAGAUGCAUCGUGAUGACCUGCAUGGUCUGGGUAUAUUCAUCCCUCAUUUCCUUCCUUCCCGUCAUGCAAGGCUGGAAUGAGAUCCCCGGUGUGGACUUUGAUGCGGGCAGAGAAUGCAUCUUUGUCACCAACUGGGUUUUUGCCAUCGUGGCUUCCGCCCUGGCGUUUUUCCUUCCCUUCGUGGUCAUGUGCAGCAUGUAUUUCUUCAUCUACCGAGCCUCCCGCCUCAAGGCCACCCGCAUCAUGUCCCAGACGCUGGAGAUCCACUACCACCCCAACAGCAAGCGGCAGAACCACCUGCAGCUGGAGAACAAGGCCACGAGGACCAUCAGCAUCAUCAUCUCCGUGUUUGUGCUGUGCUGGCUGCCCUACUUUGUGCUGAACGUUUGGCUGGCAGCCAGAGGCACCGACUCCACCAGCACGGUGCUGCUCGGCACCUUCAAGAUCAUCACGUGGCUGGGGUACUGCAACUCCACCAUCAACCCCCUGCUCUACGCUUUCCUCAACAGGGACUUCCAGCACGCCCUCAAGAAGCUGCUCAUCUGCAGGCGCAGGUCUCAGGUGGAUGUUGGGGAAGACAUGGUUUCCAUAGCCACGUUUGCCAGGACUGCUCCAGACCUGGAACACAGCGUGACGCUGCCCAACGGUGCCCCCAAGGGCAAACCCAAGUCCUAG